UUUCCCGUGCCCUAACCCCGUGGAGAAACCCUAACCCUAAAUCUCACUGGGUUUGGCCUGGUUACUCCCUUUAGAUCUCUUUCCCGAUCGCGCUCUCUCUCUCUCUCUCUCUCUCUCUCUCUCUCACCUCCGCUUCUCCCCUCCGCACCUCCUUCUAACCCUAACCCUAACCCUAAAAUUAAAUGGAUUUGUGCGUUACUAGUUAACUUCAUACUGGUCUUUAUUUGGAGACGACAAGGUGAGAUUUUUCCUUCUUCGUAUACCACUAAAUAGAAGAUUAAGAAAAAUAUGCUUUCUGUCCCUGGAGACAAUAAUUUGGGUGUGGUAGGCCGCAGACCAGGAAUGGAAUUGGCUUCUGUUUCCCAAAAUGCCCUUCAAAUCGCAGGUCCAGGUGGGAAGCAGCGAACAUCCAGCCUGGAAUCCCCAAUCAUGCUGCUCACCGGCCAUCAGAGUGCCAUAUACUGCAUGAAGUUCAACCCAGCUGGAACUGUGAUAGCAUCUGGGUCCCAUGACAAGGACAUCUUCCUGUGGUAUGUCCACGGCGACUGCAAGAACUUCAUGGUCCUGAGAGGGCACAAGAACGCAAUCCUUGACUUGCAGUGGACAACCGACGGGAGCCAGAUUAUCUCCGCAAGCCCCGACAAGACUAUUAGGGCUUGGGAUGUUGAAACAGGCAAGCAAGUGAAGAAAAUGGCCGAGCAUUCUUCAUUUGUAAACUCGUGCUGCAUUUCGCGCCGUGGGCCGCCUCUCGUUGUGAGCGGCUCUGAUGACGGCACGGCAAAAUUGUGGGACUUGCGGCAGAGGGGUGCGAUCCAGACUUUCCCUGAUAAGUAUCAGAUCACGGCCGUCAGUUUUUCAGAUGCAGCCGAUAAGAUUUAUACUGGGGGAUUGGACAAUGAUGUGAAGGUGUGGGAUCUUAGAAGGAACGAGGUGAUGAUGACUCUUCAAGGGCAUGGUGAUAUGAUAACGGGGAUGCAGCUGAGCCCCGAUGGGUCAUAUUUGUUGACCAAUGGAAUGGACUGUACACUUAGGAUUUGGGAUAUGCGGCCCUAUGCCCCACAGAACCGGUGCAUUAAGAUUUUUGUGGGGCACCAACAUAAUUUUGAGAAGAACUUGUUGAAGUGUAGCUGGUCACCUGAUGGAAGCAAGGUUACUGCAGGGAGUGCGGAUAGAAUGGUGUACAUCUGGGACACUACGUCAAGGAGGAUUUUGUAUAAGCUUCCGGGGCACAAUGGGUCAGUUAAUGAGACUGUGUUCCAUCCAACCGAACCCAUAAUAGGAUCUUGCAGCAGUGACAAGCAGAUUUAUCUCGGGGAGAUUUAGAAGAACCGGCUGAUGAGACAUUUCGGGAUAUGUUGGUGUUGAGAGUUGCCAAUGAGUGCCAAUGAGACUAUUCGGGAUAUGUUGGUGUUGAUGUGGAACUGAAUCGAUUGGCCAUGUUCAUGUUCUUUUCAUUAAUAUGUCGAAUAGUGUAAUCUAAUGAAUUUGAGAUGGCUAUGUACUGACCGACUAUUAGAAACUUGAAGUAUGGAAAAUUGGAAUCGAUGAUGUUGAAGUUUGUAGCUCAUUUGCUGAUCCUCUUUUUAAUAGCUGUUGGCUUAGCAUGUCGGCCUUUUAGGUGGCAUCUUAUCAUAUAUAACGCAGCUUUUAGUUUA
Messenger RNA from Ananas comosus (pineapple), 1655 nucleotides. Its product is annotated as U5 small nuclear ribonucleoprotein 40 kDa protein. The transcript is spliced from 2 exons. Lineage: Eukaryota; Viridiplantae; Streptophyta; Magnoliopsida; Poales; Bromeliaceae. Bases 289 to 1323 code for a protein of 344 amino acids. The record is from RefSeq and is a predicted model, not a curated record. Gene Ontology annotation, cellular component: catalytic step 2 spliceosome. Gene Ontology annotation, molecular function: RNA binding; protein binding.